Ectocarpus siliculosus is the source of this 2507-nucleotide messenger RNA. NCBI's taxonomy places the organism in Eukaryota, Phaeophyceae, Ectocarpales, Ectocarpaceae. The record is from the annotation of a GenBank genome assembly.
AUGUCGGGGUUCCAACAAGAGGGGUUCGUGGGCAACGGCGAGGCAGUCACCACCCAUGACCCAUCCUCAGAGACGCAGGACCGAACAAGACGCAGCGGGGGACAAGGGCCGGUUGUAGCCAACCCCUUGGCAGGCAGUGCUGGGGGGGCAGCGGCGGCAGCGGGAAGCAGCAAGAAAUUGGCGACCAUCCUUUGCUGUUUGUGCGGGAGGCCGAUACAGCCCAACGGUGCCAACAUGUGCGGUGCGUGCCUCCGGGAUCAGGUGGACGUAACCGAGGGCAUUCCGAAGAAAGGGCUCACCAUCAUUCAGUGCCGGCGAUGCCUGAAGUGGCUCACCAAGAACGACCACUGGUCAGGUUUCGAGCUGGAGUCAGCACCAUUCUUGGCACUGGUCCUCAAGAAAAUCCCGGGCCUCGCGAAGCAGGACCUCGUGGACGCGAAGUGGAUAUGGACCGAGCCCCACAGCAAGAGGCUGAAGGUCCGCAUAACCGUUCGCAAGGAAGUGCUGAACAAGGUCAUGCUGCAGCAGGACGCCACGGUCGAGUUCGUGGUCCACAACAGGCAGUGCAACGUGUGCAACAAGGAGUUCACCAAUCAGACGUGGAAGGCCAUAGUUCAGAUCCGGCAGCGGGCUGGGCACAAGCGGACGAUGAUGCUGCUGGAGCAGCGAAUCCUGCAGGCCGACGCGCACAGGAAAUGCAUCAGUGUCGAGACCGUUCGAGGAGGCAUGGACGUUUACUUCGGGGCGAAGCACGACGCCGUGGAGUUCGUGGGAUACCUCUCUUCGGUGGCUCCGAUCAGGUCCAGAGAAUCCACCAAGCUGGUUUCGACGGACAACCACAGCAACGUGCGCAACACCCAGCACACGGUUGCGGUCGACGUGCCCACCCUGUGUCGCGACGACCUUGUGGCCCUCCCGAGGGGAUCGGGCAACAGGCUGCAGGGGACGAUCACAGUGGUUCAGAGGGUGACCUCUGUCGUGCAGUUCGUCGGGCCGUCUUCGGGUCAGACCGCCGACAUGCCCGCAGACCGGUACUGGCGCUCCCCCCCCGAGCCCCUCCUGUCCGCGUCCUCCCUCACCGAGUUCGUCGUUCUUGACAGCGAGCCGGCGGAUGGGUUUUCCGCCGCAGGAGGCGGUGGGGGAGGGGGGGGAGGGGGGAAGAAGGAGAGACACGCCGCCGCGUCUUCGGCAGCUGGGACGAAGAACAAAAGUCUGUGGGAAGUUGUGGUGGCCCUAGACAGCGACGUCGGUAGCGCGGACGACACCUUCACGGUGUUGACGCACCUCAGCGCGGACUCGGCGGGGCUGCAUCCCCUCGAGGCGGGCGACAUGCUGCUGGGCUACGACCUCAGGGGGAAGAAUUUCAACGAGGCUCUCCUGAGCGGGCUAUCCGGCGACGUUCCAGACAUCGUCCUUGUCAAGAGGGCGCCUCCGCCAAAGACAGCACAAUCCAAGAAGAAGCGCUACAAGCUACGGUCGUUGGACGGGACGGGUGGCGGCGAAGGAGGAGGGGCCGAUCAUGGCAAGGGGGGCAAGCGGGGGGCCGGCGGUGGCAGCGGGAAGGCUUCGAACACGGGAGGCAGCGAUGAGAGAGAGAUCGCGGCACUCAUCGAAGAGCUCUCCAUGGACGAAGAGCUGAGGGCGGAGCUAGGGAUCGUACCGGAGCCGGACGAAGGCCCUAGCAGAGCGGCGGCGGCCGACCCCAAAGGGGAAUAUGGAGAAGGGUAGGGGGGGUAGGGGCACCGCGACGGAGUUUUCGCCUACGUGGGGUAAUCAAUUGCCCAGAUGAAAACGCCAGCGGAGCGAUGGGGGCAAACCCUGAAAGAGAGGACGCGCAGAAGAAGGUUAGAAGGGGUAAGGACACUGGAUGUUAUCCUGCUGGGGUUAUCCCUGGGCCAGAUGAAGACGCCAGCAGAGCGAUGGCGGCAGACCUGGAACAUGAGGAUACUAGAAGAACGGUAGGGGGGUUAUGGCACCGCGUGGGGUUGUUCACGACUGUGACAAGCCAGGCACUCCCCGGCGAAAGUUGUCUUCCGCUCGGACUGCUGUGGAAGCGAUAGACUGUCCAGGUGUACACCAGUGAGAAUUGAGACCCAAGACGUUUUUGUGUUCUUUUGACUGCCGUGAAGAUGUUUUGGUGGUUGACUGCUGUCCUUCGCUUGGCUAUGUACGAGCUGUUGUCUACGGUUCGAUCCCUUCUUCGUGAACAGUUUGGGGGGUCAGUCCCGAACAGGGUGACACGACAGCUUUCCGACAACGCACCAUUUGAUUUUGGCAUCCUCUUCGUCGUUUGGAGAAAAAUGAGGUCAAGGGGUGUGUGGUAUCCUUUGCCACCUAGCGACGGUUAUUUAUCUUGCUGCAGUACGCGCUACGCGCCACAGCUUCGGUGUUGUUCGAUUGUUCGUCUCGCGUGUGGCGAGACUGCAGCUUGACGACUGCUAGGGCGAGAGCGCCAUUGGAGUUGAGAGGGCGAGGAUCACGGGCGGGAUCAGGAGUAUCAUGGCACG